UAAAGCUUUGCUAAGUGUCUGGGCAGAAAAAAAUAUACGAAAACAACUUUAUGGAACACUAAGAAAUAAAGGAAUAUUUAUUUACAUUGCUAAAAGGCUGCAAUCAUUAGGAGUAUACAGAGACUGGAAACAGUGCCGGGCUAAGUACAAAAAUCUCAAAUAUGAAUACAGAACAGUUAAAUAUGCCCAUAACUCUGGAGACAGCUCUAAAACUAUGAAGUUUUUCCACGAUUUGGAUGUAAUCCUGCAGUAUGAACCUGCCACACAAUUUACAGAGGAAGAUGCAAAUGGCAGGUACCUGGAAACGCUCAGCCCAAGUACAGCCCCAGAGACCACUAAAAGUAAAAUGUCAAUUGCAUCAGAAGAUAAGGAAGAUGUCUCAGGAAAUCCUUUACUUCUGGUUUCUCAUGUCAGACCAAUGGAACUAGAAUUAUUUGAAGGUCAUAACAAAAGCCAAGGAACUUUGAGCUUCAAGAGAAAAGCACAUGAAGAUGAACCAGUGUCUAAAUCUCUUAAGAAAAGUGCUCCUGAGAUCAUUACAAAUCAGUUUCCUCAAAGCAUAAUAACAGAACCAAAAGAUUCUACAGAAUGUUUCUGCAGACAGGAAACCCAACUUCAUCAGAGUUCUGCCUUGCUUCCCGGCGCGGUCGCAGUCUUCAGCCCACUCAGGAUAAUGGCGACAGCUGAGGUACUGAACAUUGGUAAAAAAUUGUAUGAAGGUAAAACAAAAGAAGUCUACGAAUUGUUAGACAGCCCAGGACAAGUCCUCCUGCAGUCCAAGGACCAGAUUACAGCAGGAAAUGCAGCCAGAAAGAAUCACCUGGAAGGAAAAGCUGCAAUCUCAAAUAAAAUCACAAGUUGUAUUUUUCAGUUGUUACAGGAAGCAGGUAUUAAAACUGCCUUCACCAGAAAAUGUGGGGAGACAGCUUUCAUUGCACCCCAGUGUGAAAUGAUUCCAAUUGAAUGGGUUUGCAGAAGAAUAGCAACUGGUUCUUUUCUCAAAAGAAAUCCUGGUGUCAAGGAAGGAUAUAAGUUUUACCCACCUAAAGUGGAGCUGUUUUUCAAGGAUGAUGCCAAUAAUGACCCACAGUGGUCUGAGGAACAGCUGAUUGCUGCAAAACUUUGCUUCGCUGGACUUGUUAUAGGCCAAACUGAAGUGGAUAUCAUGAGUCAUGCUACACAGGCUAUAUUUGAAAUACUGGAGAAAUCCUGGUUGCCCCAGAAUUGUACACUGGUUGAUAUGAAGAUUGAAUUUGGUGUUGAUGUAACCACCAAAGAAAUUGUUCUUGCUGAUGUUAUUGACAAUGAUUCCUGGAGACUCUGGCCAUCAGGAGAUCGAAGCCAACAGAAAGACAAACAGUCUUAUCGGGACCUCAAAGAAGUAACUCCUGAAGGGCUCCAAAUGGUAAAGAAAAACUUUGAGUGGGUUGCAGAGAGAGUAGAGUUGCUUUUGAAAUCAGAAAGUCAGUGCAGGGUUGUAGUGUUGAUGGGCUCUACUUCUGAUCUUGGUCACUGUGAAAAAAUCAAGAAGGCCUGUGGAAAUUUUGGCAUUCCAUGUGAACUUCGAAUAACAUCUGCGCAUAAAGGACCAGAUGAAACCCUGAGGAUUAAAGCUGAGUAUGAAGGGGAUGGCAUUCCUACUGUAUUUGUGGCAGUGGCAGGCAGAAGUAAUGGUUUGGGACCAGUGAUGUCUGGGAACACUGCAUAUCCAGUUAUCAGCUGUCCUCCCCUCACACCAGACUGGGGAGCUCAGGAUGUGUGGUCUUCUCUUCGACUGCCCAGUGGUCUUGGCUGUUCAACCAUACUUUCUCCAGAAGGAUCAGCUCAAUUUGCUGCUCAGAUAUUUGGAUUAAACAACCAUUUGGUAUGGAGCAAACUGCGAGCAAGCAUUUUGAACACAUGGAUUUCCUUGAAGCAGGCUGACAAGAAAAUCAGAGAAUGCCAUUGAAUUUUUUAGGGGAAAAACUACAAAGUUCUAAUUUAGCUGAAGGAAAAUCAAGCAAAAUGAAAAGGUAAUUUUAAAUUAGAGAACACAAAAUAUAUUAGUGAAUAAAUGCUUUUCUAGAUCCAUAUUAAUAAAUAUGAACACCUAACCUCUCCUUUCUUAGGUUAGACACCAAGAUAUUUCAGCCAGCCUUUAUCAUUCCUCUUAUUUUAUCCUUUUUUCCUUAAGUAUUGGUGGUCACUACUAUUGAGUUUCUUCCUUAACACUGAUUGAAUAAUCUUAACUCCCUCAGCUAAAACUGGCAUUACUGACUCCCAGCUAUGUUUUUCCAGACUUGUAUUUUCUUUUUUUUUUUUUUCGAGACAGGGUCUUACUGUUGCCCAGGCUGGAGUGCAGUGGCGUGAUCUCAGUUCACUGCUGCCUUCCCUCCUGGGCUCAAGCAGUUCUCCCACCUCAGCCUCUCGAGUAACAGAGACUAUAAUCUUGCAGCUCCAUGCCGAGCUAAUUCUAUUUUUUGUAGAGAUGGGGUCUCACUAUGUCACCCAGGUUGGUCUCAAACUCCUGGACCCAAGUAAUUCUCCUAUCUCAGCCUCCCAAAGUGCUAGGGUUACAGGCAUGAGCCACUGUGCCUGGCUAGACUUAUACUUUCAACUGUCCAUUUCUCCCUGUACCUCCCAUGGGCACUCUCAUAAAAAACAGAAUGCUCCCAACUUUAUUCAUCUUCCAAGCCUGAAACUCUUGGUAUGCUCACUGCUGCCAAGUCAGAAGCUUGAUUUCAUCAUUGAUGUUUUUUUCACAUUUCACAUCUCACUCAUCAAGUCAUGUUGGUGUUAAUUUCUAAUUAACCCUUGAAAUUGCCGUUUUCUCAUCCUCUGCACAAAAGCCUCAAGUGAGGGUCAAAUUCAACAUUAUCCUGAUCUAGACAGUCCCCAUUCUCAAUCUACCCUUUUCCAAGUUGAUUGCCCAAGGACUUCUAACAUAAUAAACUCUUUAACUCUUUUGCACCACAGACUUCUUUGGAAAUAUAUAUGCUGUUGACUCUCUCUGUAGAAAACUGCACACAUAAAACUUACCAACAGAUGUCAUUGGUUCUUGGGUUCUCCCGAAGCCUAUCCAUGGUUUAUAGAUUAAGAAUUGACGAGGUAGCUGGGCGCAGUGGCUCACACCUAUGAUCACAGCACUUUGGGAGGCUGAAGCAAGCAGAUCACUUGAGGUCAGGAGUUUGAGACCAGCCUGGCCAACAUGGUGAAACCCUGUCUCUAUUAAAAAUACAAAAAUUAGCCAGCCGUGAUGGCAGGCACCUGUAAUCUCAGCUACUCGGGAAGCUGAAGCAUGAGAAUUGCUUGAACCCGGGAGGCGGAGGUUGCAGUGAGCCUAGAUCACACCACUGCGCUCCAACCUGGGCAACAGAGCGAGACUCCGUCUCAAAAGGGAAAAAAAAAAAUUGCUGAUGUGACCCAUGAAGGGAAGUCAUUUUCCUCGUAAUUUCUGGACUGCCACACAUAGGUAUCUUUAGUUCUUCGAAGGCCCACAUUUUUAUCAUUUAAGACCUAUUUGUUACUAAGUAGAGCUUUAUCUUCAAUGUCUCCAUGAAACCUUCUGUAACCACAGUGACUACAAGUAGUUCUUUCUCUAUUGAAUUUUAGGUCCAGAAUAGAAGAUGUCAUUGUAUACUUUACUUCCCUCACACUGUGUUACACUCUGAUGUGCUAUGCUUAGCUAUCUGCCAGAGAUUAGUAAAUUAUAAAACUCAUGUGUACUACUUAAGUUUGUAUCUUAUGCUAGUUUAUAAGAACAAUUAAAAGGACUUAGAAGAUUAA
Molecule: messenger RNA, 3765 nt
Organism: Chlorocebus sabaeus (green monkey)
Lineage: Eukaryota; Metazoa; Chordata; Mammalia; Primates; Cercopithecidae
Gene: PAICS
Product: phosphoribosylaminoimidazole carboxylase and phosphoribosylaminoimidazolesuccinocarboxamide synthase
Biological process (GO): 'de novo' IMP biosynthetic process
Cellular component (GO): cytosol
Molecular function (GO): phosphoribosylaminoimidazolesuccinocarboxamide synthase activity
Source: RefSeq, a predicted model, not a curated record